Molecule: messenger RNA, 1494 nt
Organism: Manduca sexta (tobacco hornworm)
Lineage: Eukaryota; Metazoa; Arthropoda; Insecta; Lepidoptera; Sphingidae
Exons: 3
Coding region: 830-1489 (219 amino acids)
Source: RefSeq, a predicted model, not a curated record
GUCCGUUAUAAAUAGCUUGUCCGGCGUCUUAACCGUCGUAUUUGUGCACGCUGGCACUGCACACCAUUUGUAACUCAUUUUUUUUAAGAAAUCACGGUUCAAAAUUAUAUUUUAGUAAACUUAACAGCUCUUGCAUUCUAAUUUAGAUUUUGUGUUUACUAAAGAAAUUUAGUGUUUACAGACGGUUGACGUCAUGUCACUUAUGUCACUGAAUCAACGCCAUAUUGCAGCAAGCGUAUAGAUAAUAAACAUUAUUUUCAGAGUCCAUAGACACUAAUAAAUAAUACAUGAUAGUUUCCAGAAACAAUAAUAUUAUGCUGAAGUCUUUUGUCAGUAGUUCACAAAACGGAGCCUGACGCCUGUGCCUUAAGAAACCAUUUUAUUUUAAGUAUAAUACCUACUUUAACCAAUUACCGAAGUAUAAUACAAUUUCUUAAAGUUAGAGCGUUUGUAUGGAAGUAUAUGAAACUCAUUUUCUAUCAUUCUGCCCAAAACGACCUUAUAACCGUGAAAUAAAGUCUAUUUUUGUCAAUUUUCUUUUUGACAGCCCGAAUGAUAUUGAUUUGCCUAAUACAUGAUUUCGCGAUGCAGAAUUUUUUUUAUUGCUUAUGUACUUACCAGUGAAAGACAAUCGUAUUUACAGUCUCCUUGUAGUCGAGAUAAGUAAAUACUGAAAAGUACCUAAAAUUUAAUUUUGUUUCUUACUUUACCUAAUAAGCAUAGACUAUAGAGUUAUAGCUGUUGUACUGGGUAGUGACUGCUCUGGGGGAAUCUAUUGGCAAAUUUUUAUUAGUGGAAAAUAAAUAGGCAAACGCAAAGCUGUGAGUGGAUGGCGCUCUAUGGUUUGAAAUUACGACGACAAGAACAAGUUACUAUAAUGGAAGCAGAUUUUAUAAAAGCAAAUAGCAGUAAUUUGCCCAAAAUUGACGUGGUUAUGUUGAGUGUAUUUUUUGCAUCUAACAAUUUCUGUUCGACAGAAUUCUGUAAUGACAAAACUUCCAUUAGUUCAUCACAAACAUCUUACGGAGAUGAUGCUAUAAGUUUUGUGCAGCUGAAGCGUGACGGCAAACUCUGUGUCAUUAAAUGUAAAAUAUGUCCAGAAUAUAAAGUGCAUGCCAACGUAUAUGCAGUCACUUUGACUGUUGACGAAGAAGACGGUGUCAUAUGUUCCUUUGAAUGCCAUGGUUGUGUUGCUCCUCAAGGAUGUUGCAAGCAUGCAAUGGCUUUCAUAAUGUGGAUUCAUCGGAGAAGUGAAGAACCAUCAUCAUCUUUUACUGAGUGUUAUUGGAGAAAAUCAAAACUAUCACAAAUUAGGACAAACCCUAAAUAUAUGACAGUUAAACACAUGUUCAAGAGUAGCCCUAGUUUGCCAUCAGAUCCAAGUGUUCUUGUGGAAUUUUUGGAAGAGGCAAAGAAAAGAAAACUAAACUGUAAAUUAUUAAAAUAUUAUGAACCCAAUUCUUCUUUCCACAAUCCAGAAAAUGUAUAAAUGCA